Saprolegnia parasitica CBS 223.65 is the source of this 479-nucleotide messenger RNA. RefSeq lists its product as hypothetical. Gene Ontology annotation, molecular function: ATP binding. Bases 75 to 479 code for a protein of 134 amino acids. Gene Ontology annotation, cellular component: membrane. NCBI's taxonomy places the organism in Eukaryota, Oomycota, Saprolegniomycetes, Saprolegniales, Saprolegniaceae. The transcript has 4 exons. The record is from RefSeq and is a predicted model, not a curated record.
CCACGAGCGCGCUGGACCCCGAGACCGAAGCCAGCAUUGUGCAGACGCUGGAGAAGCUUGUGCGCUCGCUGGACAUGACGAUUAUCUCGGUCACGCAUCGCAUUGCGACGACGCAGAACGCCGACGUCAUCUUUGUCAUGCAAGCCGGCGAAAUUGUCGAGCAGGGCACGUACAACGAGCUGCUCUUCAAGCCCGACUCGGUCUUUGCAGAGCUUGCCAACUCGCGGCAGUCGCCGACGAACCGGUCGAUUCGGUUUGGCUCGCGUGCGAUGAGUAGUAAGGACGACGCGUCGACGUCGGCAGCGCUCCUUCGCCUGACGCGCAACCUGGACAACCGUAGCCAACUCGAAGAGCGGGCACGGUCGCGCUCCGCCGUGAGCCGCAACCGGUCGCAGAACGGUAGCACGCUUCGCAACACGAACCUCGAGACCACGGAUCGGUUGAGUGAAAAUAGCCGUGGGGGCUUUCUCGUCUUGUAA